AUGUCCGACCAAACCCCUACCUCUCCUGCUAUCCCCGUCAACCCAAUUGGCCCAGCACCACAGAUACACGACCGACUAUCAUGCAAAGUGGGCAAAGACCCCGAGUUCGUCUCCGGAUUAGCCCUCCUGUUCGAUCUUCUUCGAAUCCCCUACGUUCUCGUGGGGGAAGCGUAUCGAAAAAUUCUCGGGGAUGCCCGCAUCAUAUGCAACUUCGAAUUCCUCAUCGAAGAUAUCUUCCUAGGCCGCGCCUGCUACAUGUUAUGGGCAGCAGGGUUUUACAGAUUUAUCACCCCAGCGCAGCCAGAUGGUUCCGGAGCAGCCAGGGACCCUACCGUUUGUACUCCCCUUGCGGUGUGUGACGCUUUGUUCUGUGUGCCCAUAUCGGGUCCUGAUGAUCUGGGGGUCUACGGUAUCCAUCGACAUAUCUGUCUUUAUCAGAGAACCAGGAUCUUGCCGCAGCUCACUCGGAUCGGCACCGGGGUGUCCGAUUUUGAUCACCUGGACUUCCGGCUAGCCGAUGAUACUCGGCUGCCUCAGUUGCGCGUUUGCCAUUCCCAACAGUGCUUGCAGAAUCAGACCCUUGACCUCGGUGCUUGUAUCUGUCAGAGCCCUCUCCCUGUGUACGGGGGUGGUCGGUACCCGAACGGCCUCCAUCCGGUCAAGAUCCUCAACCCUGAACGGUGGGGGUGA
Messenger RNA from Aspergillus ibericus CBS 121593, 690 nucleotides. RefSeq lists its product as uncharacterized. The coding region runs from base 1 to 690 and encodes 229 amino acids. The transcript has a single exon. Lineage: Eukaryota; Fungi; Ascomycota; Eurotiomycetes; Eurotiales; Aspergillaceae. The record is from RefSeq and is a predicted model, not a curated record.